This is a messenger RNA of Anthostomella pinea, 1311 nucleotides long. The record is from the annotation of a GenBank genome assembly. Lineage: Eukaryota; Fungi; Ascomycota; Sordariomycetes; Xylariales; Xylariaceae.
AUGGCCGGUCGGAAGUCAACGGCCAAAGCUCGGCCCCCUCGAAUGAAGUCGGCGAAAGCCGUGCAAUCGGCGGGCCGGCGUCGUCAGAAGAAUCUGGCGUCGUAUGGUGAUAGCGACUCGAGCGAUGGCGAGCAGUCGAAUCCCGUUUCCCGAAUCACUCGCGCAAAAGCAAGUGAACAUUUGCUCGCGAAGAUCUCAGAUGCCCGAACUUGCAACACACCCGGUGGAUCAGCACUCGCCAGUAGCACCACUACGAAAAGAUCCCGAAGUAUUGACGACGGAUCCGAUAUCGAUGAGGGCAGCCCACUCAAGCGUAUGAGGGCGAGCAUAGCUGUACCAGCCACGGAUAGCGUGAGAAGAGCAUCGACCCGAAAGGCACCGAGACGGUGGGACGAGGAUUCUGCUUACGAAGAUUCCCACAAUGAGCCGGAGCCGUCAUGGCCGACUUCAGUGGAGAAGUCACAGCAACGCGCAAAGCGAGUGAAGAUCUUUGGUGAUAGCGACUAUGAUGAUAGAGAGUACCAUCUGUCUGUCAACACCAAGGGAGCGCGGCCUGAGAUCAACGAGGAUAAUCCUUCAUCUACCUACAUCUCACGUGUAUCCUCUCGAUACGCUGUUGAUGACGCUGAAGAAGAGGACUACGAUCCUUUCCACAACCCACGCCUUACCUCGAGAUACGUUGACGAUGAUGAAGAAGAGAAAUACGAUCCUUUCCACAACCCACGCCUUACCUCGAGAUACGCUGCCGACGACGUUGAAGACGACAGCGAAAACAACAAGGCUCUCUUGCGAACAAGCGUGCAGUCAUACGAUUACCGUCCGCAUCUGCGUACAUCAACUGGCGAUCAUUCUCCCGUUCAAAUCUACUCUCCAGCACGUGGUGCUCACAUGGGCUUGCCUGAGGAGGCCGACGACGUUUUGCCGUACGAGAGCUAUGGCUUUGUGAAACCAGCUGGCACAUAUUCAUACGAAUGUACCUCUCAGAUGCUUCCUCCAGCGCAGAAGACCGGCGAUAAGCACACAUCGACCCGCAAGAGUGCUCAAGAACUUAUUGACGAACUGUAUGGACCCGGUCGCUCUAUCGCCGAGAUGGCACAAAAGUGUCAUCGCUAUCAGAACCCUGGACAUUUGGAGUCGGCACAUGAUUCGGAGGCCGAUGAAAGCACCUCACAGCUACCUUCUCCAGCUCGAAGAAACGCCGAUAGUCACACCCCGACCUGUAAGAGUGCGCAAGACCUCAUUGACGAACUAUAUGGUCCCGGCCGCUCUAUUGAGGACAUGGCGCAGAGGUGUCGCCAUAACUCGAGAUGA